Hyaloscypha bicolor E is the source of this 1405-nucleotide messenger RNA. Its product is annotated as FAD/NAD(P)-binding domain-containing protein. NCBI's taxonomy places the organism in Eukaryota, Fungi, Ascomycota, Leotiomycetes, Helotiales, Hyaloscyphaceae. Gene Ontology annotation, molecular function: FAD binding; monooxygenase activity. Gene Ontology annotation, biological process: secondary metabolite biosynthetic process. The record is from RefSeq and is a predicted model, not a curated record. The coding region runs from base 115 to 1335 and encodes 406 amino acids. The transcript has 4 exons.
CUCAAUCGAAAGGUCCUGAAAAAAGUGCCUUGCUCUGCAUCCUGACUGAGCUCAAAGUUUUAUUACUCGUCAGAUUGCGAAACCAGAUAUUCACAAAUUGAAUACAAACAGAACAUGGGAUCAAAGAUACCUCUUGUGGAUCUCGACGUCCUGGUCGUAGGAUGCGGAAUCGCGGGGUUGACGACCGCAGUCGCGUGCCGAGAAAAAGGCUUCAAUGUGCGAGUGCUGGAGUCUUCCGCCGAAUUCUCACAUGUCGGCGCAGGGCUCAUGAUAUCCUCGAAUGCCUCACGUGUUCUGUGUGACAUGGGGCUGCGUGAAUCCUUGGAUCACGUCGGCAUCCACAUGAGAAGAGUUGUUUUCAUGAAACAUGACGAUGGAACGGUUCUGAGCGACACACGUUACAGUGACGAUGUGGAGGAGAAGUUAGGGGCACCUCUGUGGCAGAUCCACCGAGCGGAUUUGCAUGAUGUGUUGCUGGCGAAGGCGAGAGAGAUUGGUGUUGAGAUCGAGAUGGGAGUCAAGGUCGAGCGAUUUGAUUGGGAUGCUCCGAGUGCGCUGAUGGAAGGUGGCACGGUUGCGAAGGCGGAUGUAAUUCUUGUUGCUGAUGGAUAUCGCUCAAGUGCUAGAGGAGAGCUGCUUGGUAAGUACGAGGAGCCACGGUUCAGUGGCAACUCUGCGUACCGGGCACUUAUCCACCGUUCUGAAUUCGAGAAUGAUCCCGUGUUAGAGCCUUUGAUGAAUGUCAAUAAUCAAACAACUUAUUGCUGGAUUGGUAAAGGCUGUCACAUUCUUGGGUACCCAAUUCGACAAGGAGAGUUCUUCAACCUAGUCUCCACGCAGCCAGCAAAGCACACUAAAGGUCCCAAGUUUGUGGUUCCAAUCGACCCUUCUGAGUUUGUUGACCAAUACAAAGAUUGGGAUCCUAAGCUCGUCGCAAUAUUAAAGAAGCUGCCGAAAGAGAAUGUGCUCGAGUGGAAGCUCUGUGAUCUCGAACCAAUGAACUCGUGGAUUUUCCCAGGUGGCAAGAUCGUGCUUUUAGGUGACGCUUCUCACGCAAUGUUGCCGUCUGCGGCACAAGGCGCUGGCAUGGGCAUUGAGGAUGGAGCUGCGAUUGCGGAAUUGUUAGACCGCGUUACGCAUCGGGAACAGAUCCCGGUGAUCUUGAAGACUUUUGAGAAUCUGAGGCUUCCAAGAUGUACGUAUAUUGUUGAUAGUGGGAGACAGAAUGCGAAGAAAUGGCAUGAGAAGGAUGCGAAGGGAGGCACUAUUACAGAUGAAAUGUGGGAGUACGAUGUGAAAGGGGCAGCACGUGAGAUAUUAUUAGCAGGAGCGUAGCACUCAUGUAUGUAUCUCCAGAACACAUACUACUACAAUGAGUCAAUACUUAUUCAUAUCCCUUCUUGCG